Messenger RNA from Theobroma umbraticum, 1034 nucleotides. Its product is annotated as dynein beta chain, ciliary protein. The record is from RefSeq and is a predicted model, not a curated record. Gene Ontology annotation, biological process: mitochondrial respiratory chain complex I assembly. NCBI's taxonomy places the organism in Eukaryota, Viridiplantae, Streptophyta, Magnoliopsida, Malvales, Malvaceae.
UCUCUCUCUCUCUCUCUUUCUCUCUCUAGCUCCUUUCUCCAUUCCUCUCUCUCUCGAUUCUGAAUAAAAAGCCAAGAACCCAAAACCCAGAAGCUCAGGAGUAGGGUUUUAGUGUCCGUACAGUUUUGGCGAACAAUCAAUGAUUUAAAAAGCAAGAUAAUGAAUCUGGGUUUUUUCUUUUAUGCGUGAAAGUGAAACGUUAAAUAAAGAAAGGAGGGAGAAACAACUGAAACAAGGACGGUGAGAUGGGUCAAGCAUUUCGUCGAGCGACUGGUAGGAUUCGGUCCGUGGACCAAUCACAUCCCAUAAAACCCAGAAGACCUUUGGGUCCCACCGAUAAGGAGAAGAUCUCCAGAGUUUCCCAGUAUGAUAAUCUUGAUCAUGAAAGAGCUUCUAGAAGCAAUCCUGAGAAUGUACUGGAAGAAAGAGAUCCAAAGUAUGAUGCAAUGCUUAGUCAAAUGGUGGGUAGGAUUUCAGCCAAGCCUGGUGGCAAACUUGAGAUGGGUGAGGCAUUUGUGGCCGAAAAGCCCAAUAGGCCCUUGCCAAAAUUGCGGAAUACAACGCCGGAUUCUGGAAGGUAUGAAGAAAGGCCUGUACCUUCCGGAACCUUGAACGUGAAACAGCUACGCCACAUCAUGCUUCUACAUCAGGGCAAGGCUGAUGAUCACGAUGGCCCGAUGGAUGUUCACCAGAUUGCAGAGAAGUUCAGUCUGGAUGCUGCGCUGGUCCAAAGGAUCUUGCAAUUCAUGUCCCUGCCCCCAGAGGACAGCACUAAACAGAAAAAGUAAUAAUAAAGACAACUGACUUUCAUUUGCUCUUAUGAACUACGAUUUGGAUUUUCUGUGUGGAGAAAAAUUUUUGAGGUCUCUAUCAUCUGACAAAAUGGUUGAUAUUCCUCAGCAUAUAGAGAGAAACAGUAGAGGAUGUGUUUUGCAUUUCACUUUGAUAUGAAUUGUACCCUGUAUGAUGUAAUUUAGGAUGUUUUAUUUUUCCUUUUUUUUUUUUUUGAAUGAAAGGAAUAGGUGUUGUUACAA